AUGGCCGCCGCGACUCAACUGAUGCCCUCCCAAGCCCAGCAGCAGGCCGGCCUCCAGUCUGCCUUCAGUCCCUACACAGACUCGCCCGCCUCGCCCGCCAACUUCAACCCGCACUUCCACUCCUCCAACCGCUCGUCGUCUGCCCACACCCUGUCCGAUUCGCUGCCGCCGCCCUCGCCGUACGGCACCGUCGAGCCCUCGCCCGUCGACAGCAAUGACAGCAACACCACCAACACCACCGACAUCGACGAUGAGUCGCAGGACGGCACCGCCAGCAGCAGCCAUGGCAGCAUGAGCAGUCAAGACAGCGAGCCCGACUCCGCCGCCCCGUCGACCCAGCUGCAGCUCGACACCACCGUCCGCGCCCGUUCCAACUCGGACGACCAGCCGCAGUCCGUCAUUCACGCCCCUCCCGGCUACCAGCAUUUCACUGCUCAGUCGCCCGCCGACACCGAGAACACCGACACUUCGGCCACGACCGUCGUCUCGCCAGCCCAGCCCAAUGCCGACCGCAGCGACCGCAGCGACCGCAGCGACCACAGCGACCACAGCGAGCAUAGCAAGCAUGGCGAGCCCCACACAGCCGCAGAUGAUUUGCACGCCGCUCCGUCCGAGCCCCCGCCAACGCUCGACACGUCAGUCCCGAGCCGGCAUGACAGGACCACGCCACGCGCGCAGACGAGACAGGAGGCCGACGAGGAGCGGAAGCGGCGGAGCCGACCAAACAGCCGGCUUGAAGACAUAGCUGAGACGGACGCGCAAUCGGAGCUGGACUCGCAGUCGGAGCUGGACACGGAGCUCAGCGAUGGUGACGAAACCGACGCCGACCAGCCCCAGACAAUGGGCCAAGCUCUCGAGGACCUCAACCAGGCCGAGCAGGAGGUCAAGGCCCUCAAGACCGCCCUGACCGAGUGCUGGACCCUCUGCAACACCCUGGCCGGCCUGAGCUCCAUCCACCGCGAGCGCAUGUUCAAUUUCUCCGGCCUGGGCGACCAGGGCGAGCAGGCGUGGAAGUCGUGCUGGCGGCUGUGCCAGAAGCUGUACGAGAGCCGCGAGGAAGGUUCGGCUGGCGAGGUGCGACCCACCCUGGAGUUGUGCCGUGACUUUUGUCAGGCGCUGUUCGAGGCUCGGCAUCGUGUCGACGAGGCGUCGGAUUCGGUGCUCCGGGUGAGCUUCGAGCUGAACAACCAUUUGUACAACACUGCCGACCGGAACCUGCCCGAGGCAUUCCGCGAGCGGACCCUGGACUUCUACAUCACGCUCUGCCACCGGCUAAUGAAACAGCGGACCUCAUUGCCCCAGGAGACCGACUCGCUGCUGCGCGCUUGCUGGUCGUUGGCUGAGAUGCUGUUCAGCAUCCGCCAGAAUCGCCGGGACGGCAAACCGCCGGAUGAGGAGCUCCUGGGGUCCGCCGUUCAAGCUUGCUGGGAGCUGUGUGACCUCUUCCGCGAGGGAUGGACCCAGAUCCGCCCUGAUCGUGGCACUCCACGGCCGAGUCAAUCCGGGUUCCCCACAGCUCCUUCCUACAGCAAUGCGCAUGGGUCAAGUCAGCGCGGUCGGUCCGUGGUUACCGAGUCAGAGCGUUCCCUGGAUCUGAGCUUCCACAGUGCCAUUUCCCUGCCGCCCGAGACUCCCACUACCAUAUUCGACGACGUCGCCGAGAGUUCCCCCGACGAGCCCAACGUGCCCAACAUCCUCGUUCUGGGGCCGGAGAACCGCACGACGCGCACGCACAACCGCUGGUCUUCGUCGGCAUCCAUCCUGUCCGGCUACACAGAGACGUCAUCGCAACGCUCCAGCUCGACGGCAAGAGCGGGCCGCGAAGAUCCCCAUCUCAUCCGCUUGAAGACGCUCAUCCUGCGGGCUGCCAUGAAUGCCGGUUACACGCGCACCGCAGCCACGACGCUCCCUGCGUUUGUCAAGUCGCUCCCCUCGAACAGUUUCGGGUCGCAGCCUUGGCAGAUGGACCUGUUGUCGUCGUACAAGAAGCUGGUCUUGGCCGAUCCGACGAUGCGGGUGCCUGCCGCGCAGCUCCCGUCGCGGAGGCUGGGCGCUGCCGAGGUGGCGAUGGCUGUGCAGUGGAUGAGCCGGGCGGAGCAGUUCAGCUGGUUCAAGGACCUGUACAGGCUGGUCUUUGGCUUUUUCCCGGAGGACAGCGUGCAGAGGGGCAAUGUCGUCAUCCAGACCUGA
Diplodia corticola is the source of this 2190-nucleotide messenger RNA. RefSeq lists its product as uncharacterized. The coding region runs from base 1 to 2190 and encodes 729 amino acids. The transcript has 3 exons. The record is from RefSeq and is a predicted model, not a curated record. NCBI's taxonomy places the organism in Eukaryota, Fungi, Ascomycota, Dothideomycetes, Botryosphaeriales, Botryosphaeriaceae.